Capsicum annuum is the source of this 2599-nucleotide messenger RNA. RefSeq names its product putative wall-associated receptor kinase-like 11. Gene Ontology annotation, molecular function: protein serine/threonine kinase activity; calcium ion binding; polysaccharide binding. Gene Ontology annotation, biological process: cell surface receptor signaling pathway; protein phosphorylation. Gene Ontology annotation, cellular component: plasma membrane. The transcript has 4 exons. Lineage: Eukaryota; Viridiplantae; Streptophyta; Magnoliopsida; Solanales; Solanaceae. The record is from RefSeq and is a predicted model, not a curated record. The coding region runs from base 1 to 2307 and encodes 768 amino acids.
AUGCAGAUUACCACGUGGUCAUUUUUAGUUUUUCUUAUGGGGCUGCUUUCUAGAGGAACAACACAAGUUUCAGCUAUAAGAAUAUGGUCAUCAUCAGCAAUAUUAUCUUCAUCAAAGCCUGGUUGUCCAGAAAGAUGCGGUAAUUUAACCAUUCCUUAUCCAUUUGGAAUAGGAAAAGGGUGCUACUUCAACAAACAGUUUGAAGUGAGCUGCAAUAACAACACUGCUUUUAGUCGUGGUCUUGAUGCGUUCUUGAAACACAUAUCAAUGGACUCCAUCACGGGUGUACUUAAGUUUGGUCCUUCCCCCUACAACAAAUCAACUGGAAAGAACAUCUAUGAUGAUGCAUAUAGUUGGACAAACAGCGACAGUUAUUUCAGUAUUUCCAACAAGAACAAUUUAGUAGCCAUUGGGUGUGACAUUUAUGCUUACGUCAAGGAUUUAGACAUCAGUAGUGGAGAUAAUAUUAUAAGUGGAUGUGCUUCUUUCUGUGGCGACGCCACCAAAAAUGUUUCAUCUUCUUCGGCUUCAUCAUCUUAUUGCACUGGGAAUAAUGGUUGUUGUCAGUCUGCAUUUACAAAAAUACCAAGAUGGAUGAGUUUGUCUAUACAAACAAUGAACACGGAGAACACAUCGUGGACAUCUAGCAAUUGCACCUAUUUAUUGGUUGUAGAAAAGGGCAGUUCUGAGUCUGACAUCACUCAGUUACUUGGUAAGUGCAAAGUAAAUGAUUAUUAUGAAGGAAGGAUCGCGGUGGACUGGGUAAUUGACAAUGUUAGCUGUGACAAAGCCAUGAGAAAGCCAAAAUAUUAUGCAUGUGGAAGGAACAGUAGAUGUGUCGAUGACACUACUAGACCUGCUGAGGGAUACCGAUGCAAUUGCUCUCCUGGUUAUCAAGGCAACCCUUACCUCCCUCAUGGAUGCAAAGACAUCAACGAGUGUGCAAGUCCAAAAGGGAAUCGUUGUCCCAACAAUACUCGUUGUGUUAAUACGCCUGGCAGUUUCGUUUGUGAGCAAAAUAAGGUGAAACACAUGCUGGCUAAACAACUCUCCUUAGGUAUUGGAGCAGCACUUGCUUUUGUAAUCUUGGUAGCAAUUUGUCUCUGGCUACGCAAAUGGCUUCGGAAGAGGGAAGAAACCAAAGCUAAACAAAAGUUUUUCAAGAGGAAUGGUGGAUUGCUUUUGCAACAACGUAUUUCCUUAAAUGGAGAAAGUGGUGGUGGCACUUCGUCAAAGCUCUUUUUGAAAGAGGAGCUGGAGAAAGCAACAGACAAUUUCAAUGAAAUUCGAAUUCUUGGUAAAGGAGGGCUUGGGACUGUUUACAAAGGAAUGUUGUCAGAUGGAAGCAUUGUAGCUGUGAAGAAGUCCAAUGUAGUGGAUGAAAAUCAAAUUGAACAGUUUAUAAAUGAGAUACUCAUUCUCUCCCAAAUAAAUCACAGACACAUUGUCAAGGUACUUGGUUGCUGCUUAGAAACUCAAGUCCCAUUAUUAGUUUAUGAAUACAUCUCGAGCGGAACCUUGUCAUCCCAUAUUCAUGGAAACCUCAGUCACAAUUCAAACCCUACUGUCUCAAAGUCUGAGUUGGAUGAUCAGAUUGUUCCGCUUGCUCCACCCCCAGCUAUAAUAUUAUCAUGGGAUCACCGCUUACGAAUUGCUGCAGAAAUAGCAGGGGCACUUUCUUACAUGCACUCAUGUACUUCUACUCCCAUUCUUCACAGAGAUAUAAAAUCAAGCAACAUAUUACUAGAUGAUAAUUUCAGAACAGUGGUUUCUGAUUUUGGACUUUCGAGAUUAUUGUCUGUUGACAAGACUCAUUUAACAACAUUGGUAGGGGGUACACUUGGUUACAUAGAUCCAGAAUACUUCCGAUCAGGCCAACUUACAGACAAAUGUGAUGUCUAUGCCUUUGGUGUAAUUCUUGCAGAGCUUCUAACAAGUCAAAGAGUUGUCACUUCAAAUAAACCAGAAGAUCCAGGUUUGGUCAUUCGUUUCACAUCAUCACUGAAAGAAAAUCGUAUAAUUGAGAUUGUAGACCCUGAAAUUGUAAAAGAAGUUGAGGAUGAACAUAUGAUUCUUGCUGUGGCCAAGCUUGCCAAGAGAUGCUUAAAUUUUAAUGCAAGAAAAAGGCCAUCCAUGAAGGAGGUGGCAGCUGAACUUGACCAACUAGGAAAAAUGAGGCAAGAUAUGCCUCAUGCCAAGCGCUUUCAAGAUAACAUUUCACAAAAAAGUGAAAGUUCAUGUAGUCGUACGUCUGAUUGUACUGAAGAAGAUAAUCAGAACUCAAUGUCUCACAAUGCAAUGCAUUAAGACGGAAAGUGAAGUUUGUAACUUUUAUACCUUCAACCACUGGGGAGUGGUGAGUAGACUGGAAUGACAUAGUUUCAGCUUACCGAGGAUAUGACCUUAGAUACGAGGGUGUGAAGGUUGCGGAUUAGGGUAGAAGGUUAGGAGGUUGUGGAGUGUUUUCUUGCUUCCUCAUGGGUUUAGGCUUGGUGGUGUCUAUCGUAGUAUUAGCUUUAUUCUUGUAGUGCCUUGCUUUUAAUUUCUAUCACCAUUUGUUGUUUAUGGUGUUUCGGUUAUUGCACUCUUUUGUUGUUGU